UUGCCUCCGUGACCGUGACGAGAAUGGACAGGGGGCGAACCUCGUUCCCCUUCUUCGCGAGCGGGACCUUGAGUACUACCGGGACUUCCUGAGGAUGCCUCCCAGCGCCUUCGAUACAAUCCUCGGCUUGAUCGGCGACAGAAUCAGGAAAGAGGACACGAACUUCCGCAAGGCCAUUCCUCCGGACGUGCGCCUCGCCCUCACGAUCAGGUUUCUUGCCGCUGGGAAGACGUUGAGAAGCGUAUCCUACAACUUCUUGACGUCAAGGUCAACAUGCUGCGAGAUAAUACCCGAAGUAUGCAGCGCCCUCUGGGAGGUGCUUGGGCCUGUCUAUGUGGCAUGCCCAAAACAGCCCGAACAGUGGAAAAAAAUCGCCACUGAAUUCGAAGAAAGGUGGAACGUUCCAAACUGUGUGGGAGCCAUAGACGGCAAGCACAUCACUAUCGAGUGCCCUUCACUCUCUGGCAGCCUGCAUCGGAACUACAAGGGAUCUUUCAGCAAGUCCUUGUUGGCAAUUAGUGAUGCUAAGUACCGGUUCCUCUACGUUGAAGUUGGCCAUCACGGAAGUGAAAGCGAUGGGGGCAUCUUUGCCCGCAGCAAGAUCCAGCAGCUCAUCGUCUCUGGGGAGCAGGGACUGCCUUUUCCAACAGCUGUUGGAGAGGAAGGGGAACUACCCUACUACCUGGUGGGGGACGAGGCCUUUCCGCUAAAACCUUACCUGAUGAGGCCAUACCCAAGAAAAAGUAUGUAA
Messenger RNA from Ixodes scapularis (black-legged tick), 751 nucleotides. RefSeq names its product protein ALP1-like. The coding region runs from base 95 to 751 and encodes 218 amino acids. The record is from RefSeq and is a predicted model, not a curated record. The transcript is spliced from 5 exons. NCBI's taxonomy places the organism in Eukaryota, Metazoa, Arthropoda, Arachnida, Ixodida, Ixodidae.